Messenger RNA from Rubroshorea leprosula, 1383 nucleotides. Lineage: Eukaryota; Viridiplantae; Streptophyta; Magnoliopsida; Malvales; Dipterocarpaceae. The record is from the annotation of a GenBank genome assembly.
UUAUCCCAAUAGAUUUUGAGAGCGCUUUCUCAUGAGCAAUUUAUCAUUACUCUCUUUUAUGAGGAAAGUUAAUUCCAAUAGCUUAAGUGGUUAUUCACCAAUUGAAGCAGUUUAAUGAUUUGCUUAUAUCAAAUUUUUUGGUCAUUGACAGGGCUUUUUAACUCCUAAGGUGUAGGGAUAUACUCUUAUCCCAAUUGACUCCUAGAGCUCUGCCUCACCAGAAAUUUAUCAUUACUCUUUUUUACGAGAAGAGUUGAUUCUAAUAGCCUGGAUAAUUGUUUCAGUCUACCAACUGAAAUAGUUUAAUGACAUACUUAGGUCAAAUGCCACUAGUCCACCACCCAUCCUACCUUUCACAUUUUAUUUCAUGAAAGGUUCAAAUUCAGGCUUCAGCCUUGCAUUUUAACAAGGCUGAUCCUUAGUACCUCAGUAGGCUUAAGCUCGAUCUAGGAUAAGCCUGGCUAUUCAAUCCCUAGAUCCAUUGAUGUGGGAGAUGUGAAGUAGUUUAAGAACAUGCUGAGGUCCAAUGCCACCACCCAUCUUUCGUUUCACAUUUUACCCCGUGAAAGGUACAAAUUCAGGGUUCAAGCCAUCAUUACAAUGAGGCUGACCCAUAGUCCUUCCGCAGGCAUAAACUCAAUCUGGGUAAGCCUGGCUAUGCAUCCCUCAGAUUCACUAACUCAGGAAACACAAAGAAAUUUACGGACAUGCUUAGAACAAGGUGUUUUGAGUUCAUGAUUUCAGAUAAUUUUUUUUAUUUGGAAUUGUGUUAAUUUAAGUCCCUUUACAGUUUACACUAACGUUGACUUACAUGUGGCAUAGCUGGAGAAAAAAAUUGCAAGAUAUGGUUCCCUUUUUACAGUUCGAACUGUUAAAGAGGACUUUUGGAUGAAAAGAGUCCUCAAUAUCAUAAGGUCAACCUUUAUUUAAGAGUUAAUUUAGUGCAAUUUAGAACAAGUAAGAAACGACACAACAGAAAUAUAGAGGUAGGUGUUUUUUAUUUAUUUUUAUUUUUAUUUUUAUUUUUUGUAAUGGUUCAUCACCACAGACAUGCAUUUUAUUGCUUCUUUUAUGGGAAAAUUUCUAACUUUACUGAUUUUAUGCUCUUUCCUCUAAAAAACACUUUCUAAUAUUGCUUAGUGCUAGUGCCCGUAAUUUAUUAAUGCUGUUGUUUUUGGUUGUUGAGUGACCCUACCAGUUGUAUGCAGAUUGGGAUAAUCUUGUUUUUAUUUUUUAAUAUUUGACACCUGAUAUUAUGUUAAACAGCUUUGAUAAAAUUGUUCAUAAAUGAUUAAUGGGAAUGUAGUAUUAUAUGUUCCAGAAAGAAUUUUGAUUCCUCAAGAUUAUAACAGUAGGCCUGUCCAGUAAAAUCCAAUUCAGUUA